Hylaeus volcanicus is the source of this 1555-nucleotide messenger RNA. RefSeq lists its product as uncharacterized. Bases 325 to 1506 code for a protein of 393 amino acids. The transcript is spliced from 5 exons. NCBI's taxonomy places the organism in Eukaryota, Metazoa, Arthropoda, Insecta, Hymenoptera, Colletidae. Gene Ontology annotation, cellular component: cytoplasmic microtubule. The record is from RefSeq and is a predicted model, not a curated record.
AAUCUAGUCUAUCUUAAUCUAUGAAAACUGGACAAGAUACCUAUGUAUCUACAAUAGUGGUUAUCUUUUAUCUGUCAAUACUAUAGUUAGUAUAGUUUGUGGAACGAGUUUUUGUGUAUAAACAACAUUGUUUGUUUGGUAACGAUGAUCGCAAGAAAAUUGAAAUUGUGCGUUAAAAAUUACCCAGUUGAAAAUAUUAUUCCCAUUUAAUGUGACAAUUUUGUUUGUUACUAAAAUGUAAAUUACGCUUUUGUUUCGUAAAUUAACAGCGAAAUUAGUGAAUAAUUUUUCGUCACAAGUAUCGCAUUAUUUUAUUUUGUAAAUAUGACAACGUUAAAAGGUGUUUUCCCCGAUCCAAAACCAGUAAAGCAAAAAGAUUUCAUACACGAAAAUGUAAGGAAUCUCCGUCGUAUGGAACAAUGUUUGCAUACAAAUAAAGAAGCAGAAGAAGUGCAAAGACUACGAAUACACGAACAAAAAAGCAUUGGUAAUAAAUAUCAAAAUAUUCGAUCAAAAAUGAAUUCAAAUCUUCAGGUAAAGAAGCAUAAAUGCAUUGAUAUAAAUUUAAUCGUUAAUAACAAAACAGAUCAGCAACCAAAAACAUAUAUGAAAUCCAAUUCGUCGAUGCUGAACAAAACUACCGUUACAACUGUUACAAAGAAUACGCUACAUCCAACGAGAAACAAUCAUUCGUCGAUUAAACAAAAACGAAAAGAGUGUAAGAAUAUGCAUAAAUCUGCAAAGAAAACAAAUGAAAAAGUUUCAUCAGACCCUAAUUUGUCGUGUGAUUUAACUAAACAUACCGAUAACAAUAGAAAUGUACAAAGUAAAUUCAGAAAUCAAGGUAUCCAAACACUGGAUGCAAAGGAAAUGGAUAAUUUAUAUUCCGAUGGGAUGAUAAGAUACCCUUCAAAGAAAUGUUUAAACAAUAACGAUGCGAAAAAUAAAAAUGAACCAAAUCAGCAGAAUGAUAAAGCUUUAAGAGAUACAACAAAUACACCUUUAGAUCAAGGGGAUGUUAAAGUUUAUGAUAAAAGUUUACAGAAUAAAAAUAAUUCAAAAGGUUCCGAAUUACUUCCAUCUAAAGCGGAAGUAGAUGUUGCAAAAUUAAAUAAGAAAUGUACUUCUGUAGCUAGUAAAAUAGCGACACGACUAAAUAAUAGUAAUAAUGUUCCUCCAGCCAAUUAUCGCAAGGGUGUUGUUCCUAAGUAUAUAAAAACCAGAAAGGAAGCUCAAGAAAAAGAACUAAAGGCCAAAGCAGAGGAAUUGGAUCCUGAUUGUCCUAGUGGUCACGUUCAUUUACCCGAACAUGAGCGCAAAGAAACAUUGCAGAUACUGAAGAAGAGUUAUCAAGAUUACGUGAAUGAAUUAAAUAUGAUGCCUAUAAAAACAGAUACCCUCAGGGCACAACAACGGAAGACGGAAAUAGAAAAACAACUAAAUAAAUUAGAAGAAGGUAUAAAGGUUUUUUCCAAACCUAAGGUUUACGUAAAAAUGAAUGCAUAAAUUAUUAUUUUGUUGUGCAAUAUAUGUUACAAUAAAAUCAUAAACUGUA